Messenger RNA from Alligator sinensis (Chinese alligator), 2695 nucleotides. It is a transcript of the gene TEAD3, whose product is annotated as TEA domain transcription factor 3. Gene Ontology annotation, molecular function: DNA-binding transcription factor activity, RNA polymerase II-specific; RNA polymerase II cis-regulatory region sequence-specific DNA binding. Gene Ontology annotation, cellular component: transcription regulator complex. The record is from RefSeq and is a predicted model, not a curated record. NCBI's taxonomy places the organism in Eukaryota, Metazoa, Chordata, Crocodylia, Alligatoridae. Gene Ontology annotation, biological process: positive regulation of transcription by RNA polymerase II; hippo signaling; embryonic organ development. The transcript is spliced from 14 exons. Bases 242 to 1540 code for a protein of 432 amino acids.
CGCCUCCUGAUUGCCUCCCAACUUUCCGCUCCUCCCUGCACAAACUUUCCCUUCCCGGCCGCUGGCUCCAGCUCCGCUCCCCGCGCCCGCCCCGGCCCCGCGCCCUCCGGAGCACGGAGCAGGUUGACAAGUUCCCAUUUGGGGCUCAGGGUCGGAGCCCAGAGCAGCCAUCACAAUAGCGUCCAACAGCUGGAACGCCAGCGGCAGCCCCGGGGAGGGGCGGGAAGAUGGACAGGAGGGAAUGGACAAGAGCCUGGACAAUGAUGCCGAGGGGGUGUGGAGUCCGGACAUCGAGCAGAGCUUCCAGGAGGCGCUGGCGAUCUACCCGCCCUGCGGCCGGCGGAAAAUCAUCCUCUCGGACGAGGGCAAGAUGUACGGUCGUAAUGAAUUGAUAGCAAGAUACAUCAAGUUGCGGACAGGGAAAACACGGACGAGAAAACAGGUGUCCAGCCAUAUACAGGUUCUAGCUCGGAAGAAGGUGCGGGAGUACCAGGUUGGCAUCAAGGUCUCUAGCCACUUGCAGGUUCUAGCCAGACGGAAAUCUCGCGAGAUUCAGUCCAAGCUGAAGGCCAUGAACUUGGAUCAGGUCUCAAAGGACAAAGCCCUGCAAAGUAUGGCCUCCAUGUCAUCUGCACAGAUCGUAUCAGCCAGCGUCCUGCAGAACAAACUCAGUCCUCCUCCUCCUCUUCCUCAGGCUGUCUUCUCUGCUGCCCCCAGGUUUUGGAGUGGGCCUAUCCCAGGACAGCCUGGACCCUCUCAGGACAUUAAACCGUUUGCACAACCAGCCUACCCCAUCCAGUCACCCAUGCCUCCAUCACUAGCCAGUUACGAGCCCCUGGCUCCUCUCCCGCCAACUGCCUCGGCCGUGCCAGUCUGGCAGGACCGCACCAUUGCCUCGGCUAAGCUGCGGCUUCUUGAGUACUCCGCGUUCAUGGAGGUGCCACGAGACGCUGAAACGUACAGCAAACACCUCUUUGUGCACAUCGGGCAGACAAACCCCUCGUACAGUGAUCCCCUGCUGGAGGCUGUGGACAUCCGCCAGAUCUAUGACAAGUUCCCUGAGAAGAAAGGAGGCCUCAAGGAGCUCUACGAGAGGGGACCCCAGAACUCCUUCUUCCUUGUCAAGUUCUGGGCUGAUCUGAACAGCACUAUCCAAGAUGGCCCUGGGACUUUCUAUGGCGUGAGCAGCCAGUACAGCAGUGCAGAGAACAUGACCAUCACUGUCUCCACCAAAGUGUGCUCCUUCGGGAAGCAAGUCGUGGAGAAGGUGGAGACAGAGUACGCGCGGCUGGAGAACGGCCGAUUUGUAUAUCGAAUCCAUCGUUCGCCCAUGUGUGAAUACAUGAUCAACUUUAUCCACAAACUCAAGCACCUCCCGGAGAAGUACAUGAUGAACAGCGUCCUGGAGAAUUUCACCAUCCUGCAGGUUGUUACGAACAGGGAUACCCAGGAGACCUUGCUCUGCAUAGCCUUUGUGUUUGAGGUAUCCACCAGUGAACACGGCGCCCAGCACCACGUAUACAAGUUGGUCAAGGACUAGAGGCCUCUGGGGCGGGCGGGGGCAUUGAGGGGAGGCGAGAGUGGGGUGAAAAGGGUCUUGUGCAGAGAAGCCGCCCGUGCAGGAUGCCUCGAGAGAAGUCAUUUGAAAACGAAACAAAAAAAAAAAAAGCCAAAAAGACUGACUUGCAAUCACAGAUGUUUUCUACUUAGGAACAAUUUUUUUUUAAAGAAAAAAGAAGAAUAAAAAGAAACCAUAUCGUGAAACGAGGGCCUUGUCCAAAGCAGGAAGAGACAGGGUUGGCCACUGAUUGGCGCAUCGGCCCCUGUCACUGGCAAGGCCUGAAUUUCCUCUGUGCCUGUCCCAGGCUGAAGCACUAGAGCAGCACAUUGUCAAAUGACCGGCAACCCCUCCCUACCACUCUGCUGCGCCCUUUUCUUCCAUGCUCAGACACAGGUAAUCCUGCACCUGGCCUGGCUUGGCCUGGCCCAGUUGGCUCAGUUGAGGUGGAAAGUAGCAGGUGCUGCUGAGACGGCACCUGAGAGUGCAUUUGGGAAAGUGAACGCUUUGUCGUCUAUCCAGUGAUAUAUGCAGCCUGCUUGGGAACUGGCAGAGGACAGGGGAGGUGGUUUUGCCCAGCACUUUGCAGCAGGCUGUGUGCACAGCUGGGACAGCCCCUGGAGGCUCAAGUCAGGUCUCCAUGGGUCACAUUCCUCUCAGCUAGUUACAAGAAGGAAUCAGGACUGUGCAAGUGGAAAGGGUUACUGUGGCGGUGCCCCCAGCUCUGUGUUUGGCAUUGAAGCAUCCUUGGAGCAAUGGUUGCAAUGGCAAUUGCAGGAGGGUAUGGGUUUCAUGGCAGUUUCCCAGAUGCUAGGGUUGUAACAGGAGCAGGGGUAGGCAUUGAGCCACCAGAGAAGAGGAUCCCAGCUGCAUGGCCAUGUGUGGGAGGCCAGAGCAGGUAGCAGAAGGUGCUCAGUUGGAAGAAGGGGAUCUCUGAGGCUGUGGGGAGAACAGUCUGAAGACUGCACUUGGGCAGAUCCAGGAGGCUGUGUAUUAAUGAGGCUGCUUAGGAAACUCUCUGGGCUGGGAAAGGAUGGAGGAACCAGGAAAUUCUCAAAUAUCCCCAGGACUUGGAAACCAAAGCAAGUGCUUUGGUAUCUGACUUUUCAGGUGAGAAGCUCAGAACGAAGUGAUCUC